Messenger RNA from Gossypium raimondii (Peruvian cotton), 2112 nucleotides. RefSeq names its product dehydrodolichyl diphosphate synthase CPT3-like. The record is from RefSeq and is a predicted model, not a curated record. Gene Ontology annotation, cellular component: endoplasmic reticulum. Lineage: Eukaryota; Viridiplantae; Streptophyta; Magnoliopsida; Malvales; Malvaceae. The transcript is spliced from 2 exons. Bases 761 to 1855 code for a protein of 364 amino acids. Gene Ontology annotation, biological process: polyprenol biosynthetic process.
UGUUGAUGUUUAUGUUUAUCAGUUAAUGUAUGCCUAACAUUCUUAAUUUCUUUUUAAUUAUCAGCUUUCAAAGUAAUGGUUUUUUAUUUGUUGUAAAGAAGAAAAAGAUAGUUUUUUUAACAUGAACCGUAUAUUUAAUUUGAUAAAGAAGCCCACAUCCAUAAGUGCCCAAUUACCGAACAACAAUUUUGGAAAACAAAAUUUCCAUUUUUGUUCUUAGUUCCUUUCAAUCAGUUCCUGCUACAGCUGUCGUGUCGCUGAAAAUAAAUGCAAGUUGGUUCUAAUUACCAAUAACCAUCCAUUCAAAAUCCAAAUUCGUCCACUUCAGUUCACAAAUUUCAAUCUUGAUUUGUUUUUUUUAUUCAAUUUAGUUCUACUUUGUAUACUCUAUAGGCUUUUUCAGUUAAAUUAAUUGAUGUAUUUUCCACGUUCGUCUCUUGUCCUUUCUACCACCAUUUCUAAUCUAAUUUCUCUGCUUUUUUUUUUUUUUUGGUAUUUUCCUUUUUUCUAAUAUAAUUCUCUGGUUCUUGAUUUCUCAUUUUUCUUUUCAUUCAUCCAAAGUCAUUUUUUUGUAAUUUUUUAUGGGUUCCUCAAUGCUUAAUUUUUGUUCAGACACCUAAAAAAAUUGUUUGUUUCUUUUAAGGUUGAUUUGGGUGGAGACAUAUUGGUCUCAUUAGAGUCUAAAUUAAAAAAAAAAAAAAUUGGAUACUGUUUUCAAUAAUCGAGAUUUAUUUAUGUGCUGUAUAGGUGUUUGUCAAUAAUGGUGACAUCUGUUCCAAAUAAAGUGGGAAACUAUAGUAGCACUGGCAAUGGUGUGCAUAAGCCCUUUUUUGACGACAUAACUAAUUUUUUGAGGAGAUUUUUAUUUCGUGUCCUGUCUGUUGGUCCUAUCCCCACUCACCUUGCUUUCAUCAUGGAUGGAAACCGAAGGUAUGCAAAGAAGCAGAAUCUGAAAGAAGGAGAAGGCCACAAAGCUGGCUAUCUGGCUUUAAUGUCUCUGCUUCGUUACUGCUAUGAAUUAGGAAUCAAGUAUGUUACUAUAUACGCUUUCAGCAUUGAGAAUUUUAAGAGGCGACCCGAUGAGGUUCAAAGCUUGAUGGACCUGAUGCUAGAGAAGAUGGAGGCUUUGCUUAUGGAAGAAAGCAUUGUGAAUCAGUAUGGUAUCAGGGUGUGUUUCAUUGGUAAUUUGAGACUCUUGAGUGAGCCUGUCAGGGCUGCAGCGGAAAAGGUAAUGAAGGUCACAUCUAACAACAGUAAGGCUAUGCUUUUAGUCUGCGUGGCCUAUACUGCAUCCAAUGAAAUCGUGCAUGCUGUGGAAGGAUCCUGUAAAGAAAAAGAAAAGGAGUUUCGACUGUGCAACUUGAACAAUAACGUGAUGGAUGAUGUUAAAGAGGGUGAGAAGGUUAAUGGUAUGGUUGUGCAUGAUAUUCAAGACUUUUACGAGGAUACAUCAGUCGAAUCUCAAGGAUUAAAGCAGGGUAAAGGUUGCAAUGGGACACCAUAUCAUGCCUGUGAAUCUUUUGAGUCUAACUGGGAUCAAGUUCUAACUUCCAAGGCAAGUAAAAGUGGUGAAGUUUCUGAAGGUUUUCGAAAUUUGAGACAGGAGGUUCCUCUGAUAAAACUGGUAGAUAUUGAGAAACACAUGUAUAUGGCAGUUGCACCUGAUCCCGACAUGCUAAUUCGAAGCUCUGGUGAGAGCCGCUUAAGCAAUUUUCUACUUUGGCAAACUAGUAACUGCCAAUUGUAUUCUCCUGCAGCAUUGUGGCCUGAGAUAGGUUUGUCACAACUGGUGUGGGCGAUAUUAAAAUUCCAACAAUCCCAUUCCUAUCUGGAGAAAAAGAUGAAGCAGUUAUAGCACUUAUCAUGCAAAGGCAAAUUUGUAUUUGCUAGUAUAAUUUAUUGUCAUAUUGCCUUGCCCUUAACAUUCAAGGCAGAAGAAGAAACCGAAUUCGCCAACCUUAAUACACAAGGCAGUCCACUUUUAGUUGCAGAAAAAUUUGGUUUAAGACUGCCCAUUUUCUUAUAUUUGUUGACUUGAGAGUCUUGUAGCGUAAUGUGAUUCUCUUGGUUCUCAAAUUCUACAUAUGAAUUGAAAAUGAAUGUGUUCUAUCA